AUGCUGACAAUCCCAACAACUGCCGCUAUAUGGUUGGUGAUCUAUCCAAUCCAGCAAGGUUUCCUGAAGCCGCUUUCGGAAACCAAGGGAGCUGGUUGGGAUAUAUCCUCGGCAGAAAGGUAUUAUAUCAGCAUUGCCCAUAUCUCCGACAUUCCCGGCACUGCCAUCUAUACGAAUCGCGACACGGUCAAACUGCGAAAGCAAUUGGCAAUCUGGGAAGAGAAGAGCUGGGAGGAAGGCUGGGGGUUUGAGAACCUGGACAAGCUAUCGGAUCCUUUCAUCGCACAGCUGCCAUAUGGCUUCAGCACAGGCUUCAAGCAGGAAUACGCGCCACGAAUCAACACGAGUGUCUCGUACGAAAGCAUCGCCGUCGAAGACGCUCCGGAGGGCUGUUUUUCCCUGGAAGAUGACUCACGCUUCGUCAAGUAUCACUACGAAUAUGUGCAUCCAUUCCGGUCUUAUCAGAGCUGGAACCUCAGCACGUGCAUACCCAGCAGCGCUCUCAUAACUCCAAUCAAAGAGACGCGCGACCGCCAAGACUUCGACGAGGUCUUUUACCUUAACCUCACGCGUAGAGACGAGCUUGUAUAUGACACCGGCACUUUCAAAGUCUCCGCGCGGACGACAAUCGGCUACUUCGAGCUGCCCAGCUACGCAAACGGCAACCAACCGGGGCCCCUCCUGGACGUCUACCCCUGGAACGCCGAUGAGAAACCGCCCAAUUCCACCGCAGAAGACAGCCCCGGCGUGACCUACGAGCUCCUCGAAGACGUCCCGAACAAAGGGCCGCUCGCAACCAUCUACCUCGCACUCUUCGGCAACGGCUCGCUCCCAGACACCCUAAGCGACCCCUCCUACCUCACCUACCUCAACCGCAGCAGCACCAGCAGCGCCAACAUCAACUCCACCGCCACCACCCUCACCGAAGACCCCCCCUUCUCCUCCCUCGCCCCCUCCACCCCUCCCUCCGCCACCUACGCCCCGCGCAUCUGCCAGGACCUGGUCCCGCUCGGCACCCUCCUCGACGAAAACAGCUACACCGCCGCGCCGGUCCACUACUGCAUUGCGACCGACGAGGCGUCGCGCUCCGAGUGGCGCGGGCGCGUGCCCUUCAACCGCACCGUCGACCCGCCCUCCGACGUGCGCUCCUGGAUGGACGGCUUCUUCGUCGCCGAGGACCGCGUGCGCGCCGCGCUGACGGCCGCCGCGUUCAUGGCGGACGAGAUCUGGCUGACGGACCCGCAGGUCUACGGCACGCUGGCGGUCUCCGUCGACGAGGGCGUUGAUGUUGUGGCGCCGGUCAUGCCGUUGGCCGGGGUGAUCGUGGGGAGUCUGUUGCUGGGCGUGUUUCUGGGGGCGUUGUGGGUGCUGUUGGUUUUUGCGGCGCGGCAGAGAAGGGCGAGGUGGACGGGGACGCUGGAUGCGUGGGCGAUGCUGAGGAUGGGGGCGGGCGUGGGGGUGGGUGCGUUAGUGGCGGCAGGGACGGGGAAGGAGGAUGAUGUGCUAGAUGCGUUGCCGGGAUUUAUGGGGGAUGCGAGGCCGGAGGGAGAUGUGGGAAGGUUGGGGGUCGGGGCGGAGGCGGAGUUGAACUGGAAGAGAAAGUACGAGGCGGGCUUGUGGUCGGUGGGGACGGCGUGA
Lasiodiplodia theobromae is the source of this 1638-nucleotide messenger RNA. RefSeq lists its product as uncharacterized. The record is from RefSeq and is a predicted model, not a curated record. The transcript is spliced from 3 exons. NCBI's taxonomy places the organism in Eukaryota, Fungi, Ascomycota, Dothideomycetes, Botryosphaeriales, Botryosphaeriaceae. Bases 1 to 1638 code for a protein of 545 amino acids.